AUGAUAUGGAAAAGUUUAUGUGAUAUGCUUUUUAGGCUUGCCAAUGUCCUUAUAAACUCUAACCACUUGGAUUCGGAUGAUAUUCAUGAAGAGGUAGUAGAAGCCAAAGGUUUGGAUUUUUACUUUAAGUUUGAAAAAGGGAAACUUGAAAUCGAACAACUGCAUGUCACAAAAACAACAAAAUCUAAAUGGUGCAAUCUAAUUGCUUGGGAACAUCAUAAAAAGAGCACAAGCACAAGCACAACUUUCCCCGACGGCGGCCGCGGCGGAAAAUUCACUUGGGCUGCUUUGAUUUUCAAUGGUCUAAUCUGUUGUGCAGAUGAUGUUCAACUACUCAAGGACAAGAAAAUCGUUGUGGAUCAUUUGAAGAUGAGCAACCAAGAGUUGAUGGAGUUUUUCCGUACAAUUGAAAUUGGAGUUGAUGAUAAGGUAGUUGAGUGCAGUGACUAUAUUCAAAUGGUUGAUGACAUGAACAAUUAUCAUGAGGCAUCUUUUAUUGAGAGAAUGUGGAAAACAUUGUGGAAUUCAAUCGUUUAUCAUCGUCAUGAUUGGCUUUAAAAUUUAUGAACACAAAUUACAACUUCGUUGCCACGGUGAUCUCUGUUCUCACUCUUGU
Vicia villosa (hairy vetch) is the source of this 616-nucleotide messenger RNA. RefSeq lists its product as uncharacterized. The coding region runs from base 1 to 558 and encodes 185 amino acids. The transcript has a single exon. NCBI's taxonomy places the organism in Eukaryota, Viridiplantae, Streptophyta, Magnoliopsida, Fabales, Fabaceae. The record is from RefSeq and is a predicted model, not a curated record.